AUGGCCAAGCGCAAGCGCCCAUCGACCCCUCCCGUUACCACGCAUUCUGCGAAAAAAGCACGAGACGACAGGGCAUCACGUCGCGCAGCUGCUCACGAUACUCGCGACCAAGCUCGGCUAGAUCAGAUCACCACGCUCAAUGCUGUCAGUUCACCUCUCUUACGCCUCCCGGCUGAGUUGAGGAACAUGAUUUUCGCCUACGUCUACACCGGCAUGAUCUACAAAUUUGACGAUUUUGAAAGUUUUGAGACGAAGCCCUCCGAUCAAUAUCGCCGUAUGGCCAGCGGUCGAUGGCUUGAGCAGCAGACAUCAGAUAAAUUACCUCUCACAUGUCGCCAGAUGCAUGCUGAAACGGCUCUACUACCCUACUCGCUCAGUACCUUCCUAUUCGAGGCCGAACUGUUGGUAUUCCGAGGGCUUAAGAACCUGAAAAGGUUUUUGGGGAGGCGAACGAGUGAGCAGAUCAAUGCGAUGGCUAACGUGGAGCUUUGUCAAUGGUCGGACACGUUGAUUAGCUAUUGGUACCAGCAAAACACUGCUGCAUACUGGGUCGCCAAGUUGGAAUUCUUUUCAGCCUCCUACGCCAAGAUGACCUCAAUGGAACGUUACCUGUUCGAUAUUUCUUCUUUCGGGCCAUCUGAUGAUCAGGCGACGCUUUCGUAG
Alternaria ethzedia is the source of this 663-nucleotide messenger RNA. RefSeq lists its product as uncharacterized. The record is from RefSeq and is a predicted model, not a curated record. The transcript is spliced from 2 exons. Bases 1 to 663 code for a protein of 220 amino acids. NCBI's taxonomy places the organism in Eukaryota, Fungi, Ascomycota, Dothideomycetes, Pleosporales, Pleosporaceae.